CCACCUUUGUUCAUUCUUGUUCAUCUUGCGAAUACGUCUAGAAACAAUAAUGGCAAUAAAGUUUGAGUACCUAGGAAGCAAAUUUAUAAAACCGUUCGUCCCAACUCACCAAAACCUUAGAAACUACAAGCCAGGCUUCAUCGAUGAACUUGCUCCGUUUAUGAAUGUAGCCGUCGUCCUUUUCUUUGCCAAAAAUAGUAACCAUAACCCAAAGUUGUUUGUUGUACAACUAGAGAAAUCCCUUGAAAAAGUUUUAACGCGAUUAUACCCUCUUGCCGGUAGAUAUGUUGAAGAAACUCAAAUAGUUGAGUGUAAUGACGAAGGUGCUGAGUUUAUACAAGCCCGAGUUAACGUUAAACUUGAAGAUAUUCUUGGUCCAGAGGCGGAUGUUACGUUGGCUGAUGAAUUUAUUCCAAUGAAAACAAAACCUCGCGAUGUUGUUCUUACAAUUCAAUUUACCAUCUUUGAGUGUGGAGGUGUAGCACUUGGUGUAAGUGCUACACAUAAGGUUGUUGACGCGUCAACAUUAUGUACAUUCCUAAAUGAAUGGGCUGCCAUAAACCGAGAAGAAAAUCAGAUAAAUUUCACAUGUCCCGGUUUUAUCUCAUCCUCGUUGUUUCCUGGGCGUGGUUUUCGUCCCGUUCCGACACCAUUUAUUACCAACGACCAGUAUACAAGAAAGAAACUUUCAUUCAAUGAGAGUGCAGUAUCCAAAAUUAAAGCAAAGGCCAUCACGAGCUUACGAUUGUCAAAGGUACAAUUGGUAUCCGCGAUCAUUUGUAAGGCUCUCGUUGGUGUUGAUCGUGUGACACAUGGUUACCGAAGAGAGUCUAUACUCUGCCAAAUAAUAAAUCUUAGGGAAAAAAUGGCUUCUCCAAUACCCAAACAUUCUUGUGGGAAUCUUUGGGGGCUUUGUGCCACCAAACCUACGAUUAUUGAAACAACUGAAGAGUUGGCAAAUCUUAUACAUGAUUCUAUCAAGAAAGCUGUGAAUGACUACUCAAAGGUACACCACGAUAGCGAACAAGGCCAAACAAUGGUUUUGAAUACUUACUUAAAACCAACCAACAGUAAUAAUCUUGAAUCAAUGAAUGUGAUUCCAAUAAGUAGUUGGUGUAAGUUCCCCUUUUACGAAGUUGACUUUGGUUUCGGAAAGCCCAAAUGGGUGGUUCCUUGGACCGCGCCUAUAAAAAACUUUGGACUUUUGAUCGAUGGUCCGGGAGGUAAUGGAGUGGAAGCAUACAUCUUUCUAGAAGUUAAAGAUGUCCCUUACUUUGAAGAAGCACUAGAUGUCAAUGUUUUUGGUGCCUAAAAUCUAUGUCUUGCAUAUUUAUCAUUGUCGUCGAGUUCUUGCUUGGAGUCUUGAUGUUGUUAUAUGUUGUGCUUGUGUGGUUUAUGUUUUCUUGUUUAAUAACGAGCAUAAUGUGACAUAGUUUGUUACCUAUAUAUUACAAGUUAAAAUAAAUCCAUUAUGAUACUCAGAU
Helianthus annuus (common sunflower) is the source of this 1484-nucleotide messenger RNA. Its product is annotated as pelargonidin 3-O-(6-caffeoylglucoside) 5-O-(6-O-malonylglucoside) 4'''-malonyltransferase. Bases 50 to 1312 code for a protein of 420 amino acids. The transcript has a single exon. The record is from RefSeq and is a predicted model, not a curated record. Lineage: Eukaryota; Viridiplantae; Streptophyta; Magnoliopsida; Asterales; Asteraceae.